AUGGAAUCUAGCUAUGACAUGGUGGUAAUCGGCUCCGGCCCCGGCGGGUAUGUAGCCGCGAUUCGGGCCGGGCAGCUUGGGAUGAAGGCCGCCGUGGUGGAGAGGGAGGCCCUGGGAGGUACAUGCCUCAACUGGGGCUGCAUACCAACCAAGGCGCUGCUCAAGAAUGCGGAGAUCGUUUCCUACGUCCGCCGGUCGGAGGAAUUCGGCCUGAAGUUUGACGGCUUCCACGCCGACUAUUCAGUGGCGAUGGCCCGCAGCCGGCGCGUGGUUGACCGCAACACCCGCGGCGUUCGCUUCCUCCUUAGAAAGAACAACGUUGACCACAUUGUAGGUACGGGCAGGCUGGCCGGGCCAAACCGGGUGGCCAUUGAUCCCGAGGGUACGGUCAUAGAGGCCAAAAACAUCGUCAUCGCCACCGGCGCACGCCCCCGUUCCGUUCCAUCACUGCCCGUUGACGGGGAACGGAUCAUUACCAGCCGUGAGUCCAUCGUGCUGACCGAUCUGCCGUCUUCCAUGGUGAUCGUGGGCGGCGGGGCCAUCGGCGUUGAGUUCGCCUACGUCUACGCCAUGUACGGCGUCGAGGUAACCGUCGUCGAGUUGCUGCCCCGGCUGGUUCCCAACGAGGACGAGGACAUCAGUGCGCAACUUGAGCGAUCGUUCGGCUCCCACGGGAUCAAGAUCAUGACCGGAGCGGCGGUUACCGGUGUACAGACCCGGGCCGAUGGCGUAACGGGUCGGUAG
Molecule: messenger RNA, 744 nt
Organism: Geodia barretti
Lineage: Eukaryota; Metazoa; Porifera; Demospongiae; Tetractinellida; Geodiidae
Source: the annotation of a GenBank genome assembly